CUCACGACCUCUACCGGUGAAGAAUGAGAAAUCAUUGAAUGCGUGUCAAAACCACGAGAAUCUUCUAACUAACUCAUUUACAGUUGUUUUUUGCGCUAGAUGGAAGCGGAUCUACCACAUCGUUCAAUAGAUUAGAGUUGCGGAACCUCCAAACAAGAAUCAAAAUGUUAUCGCGAACGCUGCCGUUAAGGCGGCAGCCCACGUAUGGUAUGAACGGCGAGAUAAUGCGCCUCUUCGGUUGGCAUAGGAAGGAUCCGGGACACAACUGGCCUGCCAGACCAGGACCUGUGAUUAAGGACUUGUUCUCGAUGUGAUUUCUUUUUUUAUAAGGUUUGCAGAUACAUUCAUGGACCGUUGUAGUUUCUCUAAUAUUAUGUCUCCUCAUUUUAUUCUGGUAUCCCGAAUGAAAUGGAAAUCUUCACUUUGUAGUUUCAUAGCGGCAUGGUUGUAACCAUAUUAACACCUCUAACAGCCACUGUCUUUCCGGAGAUUUUCCGUACAGGCACAAGGAACUCGGCGGAUAUUGGACCUUCAUGGGGCAAGCGCCAUAUUCCCUGAUCGAAGCCUUGAAAGGGAAUCAGCCAAUGAUCGGACAGCCAAAAUUACUCGAUCACAAUCAUAAAAUCGCCAGGAAAACCAUUGACCUGAACAGACACCUGAAUGCACAAGGUACAACUUGCUUCCAUGCCUAGGAUCUAUGAUCAUGAAGCGUGAGCCAGUAGAUGAAGAUGAGCUAUUGAUGAGGUAUUUAAUAGAUGUGGUAUUUAAUUUUUAAUAGAAGGGUGAAGACGAACUCGAGAAACUAACUCCGUACCAUGAUCUUUUCAACAUUCCUCAACUUGUGCUGUUUUUCCCAGACCGCUACCACGCGUUGUCUCUGAAGCAGUUGUUUCAAGUUUGGUUUAUCCAGUUCUACGGCGAACGGUUCUACUUCUACGCGAUGCUAAUGCCCUUUUCCGCCAUCGUCUUCAACUACAUGUUCUUCAUCCGCCGCGAACCUCCAGAACACUACUGCGACCCAGAGGAGUACUACUACAACUUUUAUGGUCAUGGUGGAAUAAAAAUUUUUUACUUCUUACAACUAGUCGUGAGAAGGUCGUGAUAAUCCUCUGCAGCACAGAAGCACUCAGUUUCUUUCUUCUUUUGAGUAAAAUAGUUUCUUGAAUUCUAAGGCCAAUGAGAUUGUCGGACGAGUCUUGGUUACACCGCGUUUAGUAUCUUCUAGGUGCUCCUACUUCGAAUAGUUUACAGUUUGUUGAAAAGAUAUAGAUUGCAUUUCUUGUAGCAUUUGAAGUCACUUUUUAGACGAUGUUGACGAAGUACUCUAAUCCAUCGAUCUCUACGCGUACGGAAAGGAGUAUGACCAUCACGCGGUGGACCAUAUGAUCGAAGCACGCUUGGCGAACAAAUGGGGUUACGUGGAUCCGCACACUCAUCAUCACUGAUCUGGAUGCUACAACUACAUGGUUCAAACUGAUGUAAUUUCACCUGAUGUUGUAAUUUCACACAAAAGAUUCUAACAUCACUCCUAAAUUUACACGGAAAAGUACUAGCUAAGUCACGACUGUUCAUUUUUGAAAGGCCAGAACAAGGAGUAAGUAGAUAAUGACGAUAUGAGUAUUUGUGUUGGACAGAUUGCAGCUGGUGGUCGUACUUCUACUUACAACUUCUUAGUAUAGUAGAAACAGCCGCACCUUCAGGGUCGGACUAAUCCCUGGAAGAUGACUCUGACUGAAAAUGAGAAAGAGACCUCCACCAUCGCUUACCAUCGCUUAAUGGAACCGUCUAGAGCUGUGAGAUUAUGAACCGUCUAGAGCUCCUACAGCGUUUACGCCAGGAAAUCAAAGGGGAUACUCUUCCACUAGGAUAUCUUUGGGGCUGGCUUGAUGCUGAAUGAAUCGGUC
Messenger RNA from Amoebophrya sp. A25, 1904 nucleotides. The record is from the annotation of a GenBank genome assembly. NCBI's taxonomy places the organism in Eukaryota, Dinophyceae, Syndiniales, Amoebophryaceae.